AUGGAGGGCCUGUUCUUCAAUGUUAAUGCCGGAUACGUCGAGGGUAUCGUCCGAGGAUAUCGGAACAGCCUUUUGACCGGCCAGAACUACUCCAACUUGACACAAUGCGAAACCAUUGAUGAUGUGAAGCUGCAGCUAGGGCCUGCAUAUGGCGAUUUUCUUGCCGCCCUGCCCCCGAACCCCUCCACCUCUUCCCUCGCUGGCAAGAUGACCGACAAGCUGGUCUCUGAAUUCCGAUACCUCGUCGCCCAGUCUACCGGCUCAACAGCCAAGUUCCUCGAGUAUCUAACCUACGGUUACAUGAUUGAUAAUAUCGCCCUUUUGAUUACCGGCACUUUGCACGAGCGCGACACUCGGGAACUCCUAGAGCGAUGUCACCCGCUGGGCUGGUUCGAGACUCUGCCUGUCUUGUGCGUCGCUACCAAUAUCGAGGAGCUCUACAACUCAGUGCUCGUGGAAACUCCGCUUGCACCGUACUUUAAGAGCAGUCUCAGUCACCAGGACCUGGACGAACUCAACAUUGAGAUCGUUCGCAACACCCUCUACAAAAACUACCUAGAGGACUUCUAUAACUUUGUGAACAGCCAUGCGGACUUUGCUGGCCCGACCAAGGAUAUCAUGUCGGAGAUUCUGCAGUUUGAGGCCGAUCGCCGUUCGAUCAACAUCACGCUCAACUCGUUUGGCACCGAGCUGUCCAAGCAAGAGCGAAGGAAGCUAUACCCUGAGUUUGGCAAUCUCUACCCUGAGGGGAGCCUAAUGCUCUCUCGUGCCGAGGACGUUGAGGGUGUGGCCUUGGCUGUGAGUGCUGUUGCAGAUUACAAGAGCUUCUUCGACGCUGUAGGUCUGAGUCAGGGUAGUGGUGGCCUUGGUGGCAUGGGCGGCGGCCCUGCUGACGGGAAGAGCCUGGAGGAUCUCUUCUAUCAGAAGGAGAUGGAGAUGUCGAAGAUUGUGUUCACUCGUCAGUUCACCCCGGCGGUGGUGUACGCGUGGAUGAAGCUUAAGGAGCAGGAAAUCCGGAAUGUCACCUGGAUCUCGGAGUGCAUCGCCCAGAAUCAGAAGGAGAGAAUUGGCAAUUUCAUCUCCGUCUUCUAA
Penicillium macrosclerotiorum is the source of this 1092-nucleotide messenger RNA. Its product is annotated as H(+)-transporting V0 sector ATPase subunit d. Gene Ontology annotation, cellular component: vacuolar proton-transporting V-type ATPase complex; proton-transporting V-type ATPase, V0 domain; fungal-type vacuole membrane. Gene Ontology annotation, biological process: proton transmembrane transport; vacuolar transport; vacuolar acidification. NCBI's taxonomy places the organism in Eukaryota, Fungi, Ascomycota, Eurotiomycetes, Eurotiales, Aspergillaceae. The transcript is spliced from 4 exons. Bases 1 to 1092 code for a protein of 363 amino acids. The record is from RefSeq and is a predicted model, not a curated record. Gene Ontology annotation, molecular function: proton-transporting ATPase activity, rotational mechanism.